Molecule: messenger RNA, 3591 nt
Organism: Eublepharis macularius
Lineage: Eukaryota; Metazoa; Chordata; Lepidosauria; Squamata; Eublepharidae
Gene: DDHD1
Product: DDHD domain containing 1
Exons: 13
Coding region: 31-2772 (913 amino acids)
Cellular component (GO): cytoplasm
Molecular function (GO): metal ion binding; glycerophospholipase activity
Source: RefSeq, a predicted model, not a curated record
GGAGGCAACGCAGCGCGGCCGCCCGUCAGCAUGGAGAGCCCCGAGGAGGCCGCCGCGGCGCCGCGCCGCGCCGAGCCGCUGAGGCGCCCGCCCGGCCUCCACAAGCGCUCGGCGGCGCGGGGCGACGGCGCGGAGGCGGAGAGCGCCGGGGGCCCCGAGGCGGAGGGGCGGCGGCCGCGGCACCCGCAGCACCCGCAGCUCGAGGGCGCGCCUCAGUCGUCGUCGUCCUCGUCGGGCUCGGAGGAGGCGGCGCCGCCCCACCCGCCGCGCCGCCACCGCGCCCACCACAAGGCCUCCCCGCCGCAGCGCCGCCGCCGCCGCCGCGCCGACCGCCUGCUGCUGCUCGACCCGGGCGGGGGGCCGCUGCUCUUCCCGGCGGAGGACGAGGAGGACGGCGCGGCCGAGGAGGAGGAAGAGGACGACGAGGAGGACGAGGACGGCGCGGAGGAGGAGGAGGAGGAGGCCGGCGGGCCGGGCAGCAGCGGCAGCGCCGGCAGCGGCUUCUCGGGCCCCGCCGCCGAGCCCCGCAAGCGCCCGCGGGGGGCCGGUAGCCGCGCCGCCGCCUCGGUCUCGCCCUCGGCCUCGGCCGCCCGCUGCUACGAGGUGGUCCGCGAGCUGGGGCCGGAGGAGGUGCGCUGGUUCUACCGCGAGGAGCGCAAGAGCUGGAAGCCCUUCAUCGGCUACGACUCGCUGCGCCUCGAGCUGGCCUACCGGGCCCUGCCGCUGCUCGAGCGCCGGCCCGCCUCGCCCAGCCCCGCCGAGGGCUCCGCCAGCCCCGAGCGCAGCGCCUCCGGCGUCCUCAGCCCGGAGCCCGUGUGUGUCCGCGGCGGCCUCUACGAGGUGGACGUGGGCAACGCCGAGUGCUACCCGGUCUACUGGAACCAGACAGAAAAGAUUCCUGUAAUGCGUGGGCAGUGGUUUAUCGAUGGCACAUGGCAGCCUUUAGAAGAAGAGGAAAGUAAUCUGAUAGAACAAGAACAUCUCAGCUGUUUCAAAGGGCAGCAGAUGCAGGAGAACUUUGACAUGGAAAUAUCAAAACCCGUGGAUGGAAAAGAGGUUAUCUACCACCUCCCUCCCUUCUCCCUCCAUUCUCUGUUCAAAUGGAGAGGAUAUAAAGAGAAUACAGAGGCGACAGGGCUUAAACGCAAGCGGUCUGAAGCUGUCCAUAGUUUGAAGCUGAGCCGCAACCAUGUGGACUGGCACAGUGUGGAUGAAGUAUAUAUUUACAGUGAUGCAACAACUUCAAAAAUUGCAAGAACGGUCACUCAGAAGCUGGGGUUUUCCAAAGCUUCAAGCAGUGGGACAAGACUUCACAGGGGCUAUGUGGAAGAAGCAACAUUAGAAGACAAGCCAUCGCCCACAACUCACAUUGUGUUUGUUGUGCAUGGCAUUGGGCAGAAAAUGGACCAAGGAAGGAUUAUAAAAAACACUGCCAUGAUGCGGGAUACUGCAAGGAAAAUAGAGGACAAGUAUUUCAGCAACCACCCCACUCACGUUGAGUUCCUGCCUGUUGAAUGGAGAUCGAAGCUGACCCUCGAUGGAGACACUGUUGACUCUAUUACUCCAGAUAAAGUGCGUGGCUUAAGAGAUAUGCUCAACAGCAGUGCAAUGGACAUAAUGUAUUAUACAAGUCCCCUCUACAGAGAUGAAUUAGUGAAAGGCCUUCAGCAGGAGCUGAACCGCUUGUACACGCUUUUCUGUUCUCGGAACCCAGACUUCAGGGGCAAGGGCGGGAAAGUGUCGAUUGUGUCACACUCCUUAGGCUGCGUGAUCACCUAUGACAUCAUGACAGGGUGGAAUCCAGUCAGGCUCUACGAACAGUUACUCGAGAAGGAGUAUGAGGACCUUGAAGACACCUGGAUGACCUAUGAGGAGCAGCACUUGCUAGAAGAGUUUUACUUAACCAAGCAGCGAUUGAAGGAAAUAGAAGAGAGGUUGCAUGGACUGAGGACAUCCACCAUAUCCAAAACACCUGCCUUAAAAUUCAAGGUUGAGAAUUUCUUCUGUAUGGGAUCUCCAUUAGCAGUGUUUUUGGCCUUGCGUGGCAUCCGUCCAGGAAACAGUGGAAGUCAAGAUCACAUUCUGCCCAGAACUAUUUGUAACCGGUUGCUAAACAUUUUUCAUCCAACAGAUCCAGUGGCCUACAGACUAGAACCUUUAAUUCUGAAGCAUUAUAGCAACAUUUCCCCUGUCCAGAUCCACUGGUACAACACCACGAACCCUCUACCUUACGAGCACAUGAAGCCAAGUUUCCUUAACCCGACAAAAGAACCUACCUCAGUCUCUGAGAAUGAAUCCGUUCCAACACCGCCCAGCCCAGCAACGUCGCCUGUCAUGGCGCGGCGGCACUAUGGAGAGUCCAUAACGAAUAUAGGCAAAGCAAGUAUAUUGGGAGCUGCUAGCAUUGGGAAAGGCCUCGGAGGUAUGCUUUUCUCAAGAUUUGGGCGUGCAAGCGUGCCCACCUCACAAGCCCUUGAAUCGGGAAAAGAAGGCUCAGAAGCAGAGGAGAAGAAGUCGUCCUCUAGCCAGGCAUCCAUUGGAACUCAGACCUUCCCGCACAGCAGUUCUGGCUUCCUGGACCCAACAUUGGACUUGGAGCACAGGAUUGACUUUGAGCUCAGGGAAGGCCUGGUGGAGAGCAGAUACUGGUCUGCCGUCACGUCGCACACGGCUUACUGGUCAUCUAUGGACAUUGCUCUCUUUCUUCUCACCUUCAUGUACAAGCAGGACCAAGAAGAGGAUGGCAUCAAAUCACAUGCAGACCCUGUUUGAUUUUUGCUGGGUGGGGUGGGGGGAGGGAAUGGGGGCAUAAAACUUGUUGAGCAUCAUAGACCAAUCUAAGUGAAGUAAGACACAGAUGUUUCAGGUUUAAAUGCAUGUCUGGAUUUGUUCCUUCUGAGAUUAUUUGUCCUUCCAGGCACCCUUCCACUUCUCAAACCAUUUGCUGUUCUAAUGAAGACCCUCUUGAAAGGCUGUUCUCAAUUACUUGCCAUUUCACCUGGACAACCAAGCCAGCAGUAGCGUUUUAGCAUCUACACUAGGGGUACUUCAUGGCAGGUUUAACAUAACUGCAAGAUAUUUUUUUUUCCUUUUUAAGUGCAAAGAUUAGUCUGCUACAACUAAAUUCAUUUUUACUCAAGAAAAAAUGCCUGCAAACCUAAAACAGCCAUGUUCUGUGUCCUGUGUGCUGGGAAAUUUGAACCAGCAGUAUCAGUGGUCUAAUCGGAAGUCUGUCACUCCCUGUUCCAUUGAAAUUCCUUUGGGAUGACAGACUCAAAAGAUGUGCUAACACAACUCAUUCAGAAACUAAUACUGGCAGGCAAACAUGAGGCAGAUAUACUGUAAUCAUAAUUUAUUAUUACCUCCAACUAACUGUUUUCUUUUAUUCCAGUGUGUAAAAAGCGUUACUUUUCUACAGUUUUUUUUCUCUGGGUUUUUUUUGGGCAUAAUUUAAAUAACCACAUUUCUUUUCUACAGUGUUUAAGAUUUUUCCUCAGAUGACAUAACUUUGUAUUAUUCAAAUGGAGCUAUGAACACUGUGGCACACUUUUCAGUAUUUUUUCAUUAAAAAUAAAUCUUUGUGGUAUCAUA